Molecule: messenger RNA, 743 nt
Organism: Mangifera indica (mango)
Lineage: Eukaryota; Viridiplantae; Streptophyta; Magnoliopsida; Sapindales; Anacardiaceae
Product: kunitz type trypsin inhibitor 104-like
Exons: 1
Coding region: 68-658 (196 amino acids)
Molecular function (GO): endopeptidase inhibitor activity
Source: RefSeq, a predicted model, not a curated record
UCACAUGGCCAGAACAAUCCAUCUACAGCCUAUUCUUUUUUUCAAAGAGAAACAUUAGAAAUCAACCAUGUCGAGAUUGAGCUUGUUUUGCCUGGUUUUGGUUUUAGCCAUAACAUCAACAAUGGCUCAGCCAUCUGACAAUGACACGAGUCCUCCUGUGCUUGAUGUUAAUGGACAGCCCCUCCAGAGAGAUUUGGAGUACUUAAUACUUCCUGAAAACAACGCCAGCGGUUUAACAUUAAUCAAUCGCAACAACUCCUGUCCCUUGUACGUUGGGCAAGAAGACAGUUCUGUGACACAAGGUUUGCCUUUAGUCUUCACACCAUUCCAGGCUGAAGAGACUCUCAUCAGGGAGUCUCACGACUUCACGGUGGCGUUCCUGGCAUCCACCAUUUGUGCACAGUCCACAGCUUGGAGGGUAGGCGAGGAAGAUCCUGAGACGGGGAGGAGACUGAUUGUUACCGGAGGAGAAGCGGGAUUCUUCAGAAUUGACAGGAAUGGAACUGAAUAUAACUUGGCUUGGUGCCCUUCUGAGGCUUGUCCAAAUUGCAGGCCGAGGUGUGGAAUUGCUGGAAUUUUGAUUGAGAAUGAAAAGAGAUUGCUGGCCCUGGAUGGCCCUACAGUUCCUGUUGUGUUCAGGAGGGCUGGCACCGCUUAGUUCAUUCAAUUGUUGGUAUAUUGUAAUAGUAAAUAAGUGGGUGUCCCUCCAAGCUGAAUAAAAUAUGUACUUAUCUUUAUUAGUA